Molecule: messenger RNA, 711 nt
Organism: Gongylonema pulchrum
Lineage: Eukaryota; Metazoa; Nematoda; Chromadorea; Rhabditida; Gongylonematidae
Source: the annotation of a GenBank genome assembly
AUGUCAACUUUCGGGCUGCUGAAGGAGGAGCUGGAUCGAGCGAUCGUUGGCGUGAAUCGGUACAAUCCGAACAAUGUGGAGAUGCUGGAGAAGUGUAUCGAGGCGAUGGUGCAGGAGAACCAGUACGACAAGGACAUACUGGUGACCACGCUAAAGCUGUAUCAGCUCAAUGCGGACAAGUACAACGAGGCGAUUGUGAAGCUGAUCCUGUUGAAGACGAUGAUGAUGGCGCCGAGGAGUGAUUAUGCGCUCGCCAAAUAUCUCAUUGACUCGAGCCGAGUGGGCUCACCGGAGCUGAAACGAGUCUUCGAUAUCGGAGCACUGCUCGAGUCGUGCAAUUUCGCUGUGUUUUGGCGCCUGAUGCGUGGCGAGUAUCGGCCGGUGGAUGACGUUUGCGAACCGUUCCGGCAGCCGGGCGAAAUACCGAAAAUUGUCCGUACUGUGCCAGGCUUCGAGGAAAGCGUUCGAAAUUAUGCAUGCCAAGUAAUCAGUGUCACAUAUCAAAACAUCGAGAAGUCGCUGCUCGUUCGGUUGCUUGGUGGAAUCUCCGAGAAGCAUGUGAGUGAGUACGCUCGACGUUAUGGCUGGGUGCCUAAAGAGAAUGGUGAAGUGUUCUUUGUGCAGAAUCACGAAGCAACGAUCAAAAGUCGAAACAUCGAGGAGAAGCUGCAGUUUGAGGCAUGCGUCGAUCUGCUUCGCACAUGCUGCUAG